Molecule: messenger RNA, 3088 nt
Organism: Abrus precatorius (Indian licorice)
Lineage: Eukaryota; Viridiplantae; Streptophyta; Magnoliopsida; Fabales; Fabaceae
Exons: 6
Coding region: 1674-2285 (203 amino acids)
Cellular component (GO): cytoplasm
Molecular function (GO): exopolyphosphatase activity
Source: RefSeq, a predicted model, not a curated record
AGGGUCCCCUAGAUUCGCUGCAGCACAACCAGGUUCACCCAUUCCCUCCUUGGACCGAAGAGAAGCUCUCUCUAGGACUAGGUCUGCACGAAGAUACAGAGCGGGGGAAGGGAUCAGUGAUGAGAUACUGUCUAAAACAGCAAAACACACUCGUAACAAAUCCGACACUUUCGCUCAACCUUUAUCAGAUGGGGAUGGAUCCCCUGCUGCGGCGGUCCAUAAAUGGUUUUCCAACAUCCUCAGGCCAACCAAUAACAAUAACACGCCUCCUCCUCCUGAUUCUGUCUCUUCUCUCCCGCCCCGUCAACCUCUUCCCCGAAAGUCUCGCUUCCAAAGCGAGCCCUCUCCUGCACCUCACCCCCAGGGGAUCCAACCCUCGAAUUCAAGACGAACCUUCAAGACUUGUUCGCCGUCGCCGGAGAAAGAGAAGGAGAAUCCUCCGUCCGAUUCUGUUCCUCUGUCGCCGCCGAGGAACCUCGUGGAAUCGGCGCACCGGAGGACGAUAUCGUCUUCCACAUGCUCGCAGGAGAAGGUCGCGCCUAAGCAUGUUGUUGUGAAGGAAGAGGAAGUGAGCCAAGAGCAUACCAUCAACGAGUUCUUGAAAGAACAGAGGAUUUUGUUCGGGAAAGUUUCGAGCGGAGAGCUCCAUGCAGAUGCCAAAAUCGUGCUUUCGGGGCCUUCCAACAGUUAAUGAAUGAGUAGUUUUUUGUUUUGUGACGUGGGAAUGUUGGAAAGUGUUUGACUCUGUGUGACCGUGCAGGUACGGCGUCGAUGGUGGCUGCUAUUUGCCACGCGUGGCUAUUGGAUUAUAGGCAGAGAAAGAACGAGGGUAGAAGCCAGGGUGUGGUGACGGUGCCUGUCAUCAAUGUCAAGCGAAGCUCUAUGUGGAAGCUGAAGCAAGCCGCAUGGCUCUUUCACCAUGUUGCUCUUGAUGCCACCGCAUUACUUUUCAUUGAUGAGGUGUUUUCCCCCCUUUUUUUCCAUGUUUAAAAUUCAUUCAGAUUUUAUUUGGCUUUUGUUUUGCUACUUUUCGCAUAUACAAGUCCUUAAUUAUUGACUUUUGUCCUGUGUGAUGAAUUAAUGCAUGCUCUGCUGCCAUUUAGAUGUUCCUUAGUUUUAUUUUUUCAAUUAUAUGCAUGUACAAUUUUCUAUUUGGUUUCGCGUCUUCUACUUUUGAUAUCUGAUAUAUGACUAGAUGAAUUUGUUUUACUCUACAGGAAGAAAAUAAACUAAUAAAGGUAUUUCUUAAUUUAAAAUGAGCUAUGUUAAUGAAAUACUUUAAUUUAUUUUUAUUUUAGAUGUGCAUCAAGGAUGUACCUCAAUCGUUGACUAAUCUCUUUUGCAUUGUAAUUUUAUUUAAAUCAAAUAUUAGGAUAAUUAUAGGAGAUUAGGUAUAGUGUAAUUAUACACCUUUAAUUUCUCAUUGAACACUUCAAGGAAGCCAAAUCCUAAUUUGCUUAUGGAAAAUGUUUUUGGUACCACCAGUGUAAAAUGUCGCAUUCUGUGUCAAUUUUUAGUAGUUGAAAUAAUUGAUUAUUGGUAAGAUUAGAUAUCACUGAAAUUUUCUCUCUCGUGAUCAUUGAUGUUGGAGAUAUUAGAAAGAUGUUGUAUAUAUGAAUAGUACUAGGUUGGAUGGGUUUUGCAUAGUUUGCUGAUCUGGCUGUGGAGCAUGUAUGCAGGUGGACAUGGAAAGCCUUUUGGUGACUGGCCAACUGAGCGUCCUGGUGGUUGGACAAGAUGUCUUAAGCACAACUGGCGAGGUUGGAUCUCAAUGCACUGUUCUUACAGAUAAUUACUGCGAGGACGCCUAUGAUUUACUUCAAAACCCUGUGCUGAAGAAACUAUUGCUUGCUGGUAUUCUGCUAGACACACAGAAUCUAAAAGCAUCUGCAUCAAUAUCGAUGACAAGAGAUGCAGAGGCAGUCCAGUUGCUAUUGGUUGGCUCAGCACCAAACUACAGAUAUGCUUUAUUUGAUCAAUUGAUGCAAGACCAAAACACUGCUUCUUUUGUUGAAGCUUUGAAUCAUAACUAUGGGAAGUCUCCUGAUGAAAGUGAACAAAACAGUGAAGGAAAUAUGGAGCAUAAAGUUCGUGAGAAAAAGUCAAGUUCUACAUCUGACCAUGAAGCCACUAUGUCAAGGUCAAAAACAAAUUCCAUCGACACAACAAGUUCUAAAACUAGCAAGAUUUCACCAAAACAAGGUUGCAUUUCAUUCUCUUUCCUUCCUUUUAUUCUCAUCAUGACUUUUCAGUUAAAGUUUAGAUUUUUUGGACUCAUGAUUUGAUAAAUAAAGGAUCGUUAGUUAUUAAACGGAUAUUCUCAGUAUGUCUAUUUCACUUUGUUCCAAUUCCAACCAUGAAUGUGAUGACAUCAAUUAUCCUUGCAGUCAAACUCAUUACGCCACCUUUGCUAUCUCCUGCUCCAGCACCGGCACCUGCAGAAAAAGAGGCCUCUCGUGGUAAAAACAAGUUCUUUUUGGCAAGGUGGUUUGGUUUUGGUUCAAAAUGAACAGAUCUCCAUGUGUGCCAAUGGCAACUAAAUUUUUGAAAAAAAUCAAAACAGAAGAAAAUAAAAUAAUCAGAUUAGAAGGCCAUUACUACAAAAAUUAUUAAUAAACAAAAGUAUUAGGUGUUAAGAUUAUCUUUCUUUGUAUAAUUUUUGUCAAAGAUAACUUAUUAGUAUAUAGGUAUUAUAGAUUUACACUAAUAAUGUAAUAUGUAUCAAUUUCCGAUCAGCAUGAUAUACUGUAUUAUUAAUGUAGACUCAUAAUGUCUGCAUUAAUAAUAUAAAUUUUAUUAGAGAAAGUUAAUAUAAAGUUAAACUGUUAGUUGCAAUUAUUUUAGUGUAUUUCUUUUCAUGGAUGCUUGGCACACAUGUAAGUUUAAAAUGUUCUUGUCACAUUUCCAGUUAAAUUAUUAUCUUUGUGCUCAGCAACAACAUCUGGGCCUACCUAUUAUAUUUCUUUGUUAAAUCAGCCCUGUUCCUCUGGCCGCGUACUUUUGAAUCUUUCAGUGUGACCUCGUUAUCAUUGUUUUUGACGUUGACGGGAUUAAUAAUCUCCUCUGGUCAAAAUUUUUUCAACUGCUU